CACGCGUGUGCGCAUCUUAGGUUGCGUUUUUAACGUGCCGUUGCAGCCAGCGGCUUCGAGCAGCUUCGAAAGAGAGCGGAAGAGAGAGACGGAUAGACAUAGACAGAUAGAUAGAUAGAUAGAUAGUUAGAUAAAGAGAGAGAGAGACAGAGAUUUCGAUAAGCAUCUUCGCGUUGUACUCGCGCGGCGUACUUGACGAACAAAUCGAGGCGCGCGCGGUCGAUUUCGUGUUUCUCUUUUCCUCGCGGUUUUCUACGGGAUCUUCAACGGGGCGCCGGCCGACGACGAUGAUGAUGAUGAAGACGGCAAGGUUGUGAGAGCGACGCACACCUGGAGCGUCCGAUACGCGGCGCGAUGGCAUGGAAAUGGUGACGAAUUUCAGUAUCCAGCAUCUGGCCACUCGUCCUGAGGGAUAUAUAGAUCAGAAGUAAGGAUGACCUUCCAUUGGGAUAAGCUCUCGCCAGCUGAAUUCCAACAACUUCAGGACUUGGCAGCUUAUUCCACGCGGAAGCUCCAGGAUGUUCUGGCCGAAUUUUGUGGGAGCAACACAACGUCGAGCGGCGUGCCAAAAUAUCAUCCGGACGGAGACAUCGAUUACGAGGGUUUCCGCAAAUUCCUGAAUUCAUAUCUGGAGAUCGAUACGCCGGAAGAAUUAUGCCGACAUCUUUUCCUUUCGUUCGUCAGGAAGGGUUCGCGCGGAGUGGACGGAAAAGCCUUCAAAGAGAUGGCCGUGCUCUCCUCAACAACUGCCUGCGCCGCAAUUACAUCGCACACGACUUCCAGCAGUAACGUUAAUAGCACCGGCGUACCAGGCGGGGCAUCCACGGAGGGUCACGUUGGAUCCUCGCUGGCUGACAAAAUUCACGGAAUUACGGAAAAAUUGCAAGCUCUAGGUCAUCAUAGAACGGAAAGCGAAGUCUCGAGAACGAAAACAGGAAGCGUGCAUCCGAUGUUAACGGUCACUCAUACAUCGUACAGCUGUCACGAUGUGCUAGAGAAGAAGAGCACAGACAGCAGUCCAAGUCAAAGCCAAAUGUCGCGUAAUUCAUCCAGGAAGUCGAACAAUUCCCUUCUUGUCAACAACGGGAAAUUGGAAGAGAUGAGACAUCUUGUCAGAAAGCAAAGCACAAUAGACGUUCAGUCUGUUAAAGUCAGCCUCAAAGACAUCGUUUGUUAUCUCUCUCUCUUGGAAGCGGGCAGACCGGAAGAUAAACUGGAAUUCAUGUUCCGGCUAUAUGAUACGGAUGGGAAUGGCGUCCUUGAUACGAACGAGAUGGACUGUAUCGUAAAUCAAAUGAUGAAUGUCGCGGAAUAUCUCGGCUGGGACGUCAGUGAGUUAAAGCCGAUUCUGCAAGAUAUGAUGAUAGAAAUUGACUACGACGCAGAUGGUACAGUUUCGCUAGAAGAAUGGAAGAGAGGUGGCCUCACGACAAUACCCCUGCUAGUUCUUCUGGGUUUGGAUUCCCACGUAAAGGAAGACGGAAAUCAUCUGUGGAGGCUAAAACAUUUCAGUAAACCCGCGUACUGCAAUCUCUGUCUAAAUAUGCUGGUUGGCCUUGGCAAGAAAGGGCUAUGUUGUGUCUUUUGCAAAUACACGGUACACGAGAGAUGCGUACAAAGAGCGCCAGCUUCCUGCAUAGCCACAUAUGUUAAGAGUAAGAAGACACCUCAAAUAAUGACUCAUCAUUGGGUCGAAGGUAAUUGUCAUGGAAAAUGUUCCAAAUGCAGAAAGACCAUCAAGAGUUACAAUGGCAUUACCGGUUUACGCUGCAGAUGGUGUCAAUUAACCUUGCAUAAUAAAUGUGCGUCACAAGUGCGAGCAGAAUGUACGCUCGGCGAUCAUAUGAUACACAUCCUUCCACCUACGGCAAUUUGCCCUGUUGUACUCGAGAGACAAAGGUCAUUGUCGAGGGACAACAAACGUGGUAGCAAACACUGUCAGGAUAGCUCAUCAGUCAGUUCCGGUGUUUUCCUGAGCUGCAGUAGUGGGUCGAAUCAACAACCAGCUAUGUCUUUUCAAAUUACACCAUCGGAAGGUACAACGCCGCUUUUGGUUUUUAUAAAUCCAAAAUCGGGCGGUCGACAAGGGGAACGAAUGUUACGGAAGUUUCAAUAUGUUUUAAAUCCUCGGCAAGUUCACAAUCUAGCAAUCGGUGGGCCCAUGCAGGGCCUGCAAAUGUUUAAGGAUGUGGAAAAUUUUAACGUGAUCUGUUGCGGCGGCGAUGGAACAGUUGGUUGGGUUUUAGAAACUAUGGAUCGUGUGCAAUUCGAGAAACAACCUGCCGUUGGCGUUAUACCUCUUGGUACAGGCAAUGAUCUUGCCAGGUGCUUACGUUGGGGUGGUGGUUACGAAGGAGAAGCGGUACACAAAGUACUUAAGAAAAUAGAAAAAGCGACACAAGUGAUGAUGGAUCGCUGGCAAAUAGAAGUGGAUCAAAAGGAUGAAAAAAAACCGAAUCAGGAUAGCAUACCAUAUAAUAUCAUUAAUAAUUAUUUCUCGGUGGGCGUCGACGCCGCUAUAUGCGUGAAAUUUCACAUGGAGAGGGAAAAAAAUCCCGAGAAAUUUAAUAGCAGAAUGAAAAAUAAACUGUGGUACUUCGAAUACGCAACCACGGAGCAGUUCGCUGCUAGUUGUAAAAAUCUUCACGAAGAUCUCGAGAUAAUUUGCGACGGUACGCCUCUGGAUUUAGCGCACGGUCCAUCUCUGCAAGGAGUCGCAUUGCUAAACAUUCCUUUCACUCACGGAGGUUCGAACCUCUGGGGCGAACAUCACACGCGGCACCGUCUUGGCAAGCGAAAAAAGCGACCCGACAAAGAACUCAGUACAAGCAGCUUCAAUUCCGUAGAUCUCACGGUCGCUAUUCAAGACAUCGGAGACAAUCUGAUCGAGGUAAUUGGUCUGGAGAACUGUUUGCACAUGGGUCAAGUGAAGACCGGACUCCGACAUUCCGGCCGAAGGUUGGCCCAGUGUAGCAGCGUCACCAUCAUCACGAGCAAACGAUUCCCCAUGCAAAUCGAUGGCGAACCUUGGAUGCAGGGUCCUUGCACGAUUCGUAUUACGCACAAAAAUCAAGUACCGAUGCUGAUGGCACCACCGCCAGAUAAGAGCAAGGGCUUCUUCCGAUUCUUAAAGAGAUGAACGCAGCAACUUUACACUUUUACCGAAGGAGGAUGGAUAUUAUCGAGUGAAAAGAUCAAUUCUGUCUUCACCCAGUCUUUGUCAUUGUCUGGCACGUUUAUUCCUCUUUAUUACGGCGGAAAUGUAUCGGUUCCAUCGUAUAUAGUCGCAGCUUCGAUACACGUCUAAACGCGAAGAACAUGAGCGUCAACGCGCCUUAGGUAUUCUUGUGUACAGUAUUUUUCAAAAUAAACGAAAUUUUAUGUCCUAGUCUUAGAUCACGCCAAGCGGUAGGCUCGACUAUCUUAAGCCUUUUUAACGUUAGAAAUUUUCAAUCGUUUGUUUGCCCUUAACUGGUAAAAUAUGGACAUCAAACGGAAAGAUAUCAAUUCUCCAUGUACGAUACAUACAUAAUAAUUCUGUUGCUAAAGUUUAAUGUCGUCUUUCAGCCAGGAAUUCAAUAGAUUUAAUUUACGAAUUUAUUUCAAUUAAAGCAUCUUUCAAAUUUAUCAAAAAUAAAGCUCGUUGACACAAAGACGUCGUCUUUCCAGUUAAGGGUCAAAUUAUCUCGCGCAAGUAUCAGUCGCACAGCGAGUGUUUUCACGUUGCGAGUUUUGAGUCUACCGCUUCUUACAUAUGCCACUCGACCGGCGCAUGUAAUUACGCAGCAAAUAGACGACAUAUUAACACGGCGAAUAUUAUGCGGCAUCGUGCAAACGAGAGUGGAGUUGAAACCAUUUCAACUUAAUGCGGAUGUGGAUACGAUUCUUUCACGAUCUAUCGCCGAAUAAUUAGCGUCUCUAGCGUAGAAGGAUGGACAAAGCAGAUGGACUGGACUGGUCGACAUUUUCGCUUGAUACGUGAUAUAUUCCUAAUUCUGGUUCUCCUUUGCACGAAUCCGUCCGUCAAACACGAGUUACAUACCUUCCUCAAUUAACUCUAUAGGUUUUUGUACCAAGGCUUAGCCGUAAAUGCUUAAUAAGGCAUAAAUCACUUAUUUAUUUAUUUAUCUGUAUGAUGUAUUUAUUUAUUUAUUUUUUUCGCGUACUUUAUAAGCAAUAUAUCAUAAGCAUAUCAAAUGCGAUUGCGUAGUAUGUUGUAAUAUUUGGUAUAAUAUUCGCGAUUAUAAUAUUUGAUUAAAUAUUUAUUAUCAUGAAAUGAUGACGUCACUGUAUAUUAUUUAACUGAAUAUUAUUUAACCUUCGCGAAUUAUAACCGAAUAGCGAAUAUACAAUCUGCGUUUAUAUUAUUUUGAAUAUUUAUUGUUUUUGAUAAUUGUAUAUAAUUAUUAUACUUUUUACAUUCUCACACUUCACAUUCAUGUCUCUACACUCUUCGUGCCCAUAAAGAAUUAUAACUGAAUUUUUCUUGUAUAUUCAUUAAUAUACGUUGUCUUAAUACGUAUAUGAAAUCGAUAUAUUCUACCUAUAUUAUUAAUAAUCUUACGCUGAUCUGAAUAAUGGUUCCAUAUGCGUUUCUCUUCUUCUCUCUGCUAUUGUUAUUCCAAUUUAAACUUUGUACAUCAAUGACGAUCGAUUCAAUAUUAUUUUUUAAGAUUUUCCGUAAACAUUAAGGAAGAAAGUAGCCUCUUAAUAUAGCCAUUAAAUGUAUCGUCUAUUAAAUCAUAGAUUCUAUAUUUCCGUGCACUUGUUAGACACAUUUUGUUAGUACGAUACAAAAUCUGAGAUAUAUCAAUUUUAAAUCUAAUUGUAGUGAAAUGAAAUUAUGUUUUUGUAAUUAUAUAUACAUAUAUAUAUAUACGCAGCCAAAGAAAUAAUGUAUACAAUACAAUUUAAAAUCCCGCAGGGACCAUCUCGAUAUAUAAACGAUAAAGAUUUUAAAUUUUCAUAUCUUCGUGCAGACUUCGAGAUUUUAAUCUUUUGUAAUAUUUAAACCGUCAUUUUUGCGGCAUCUCUCGCGGCUAUUUAGAUUUUACUUGCGUCAAAUGUAUUACGCGGAAUAAAUUGAAGAACAACGCGUCAUUGACAAUUAAUUGAUUCUAGAGCAACAAGUAUUAUAAGUGGAAGUUUUACAUAGCAUAGUUUACAUUUAUAAUAAUUCAAAGUACAAUAUUACACCUUCACUAGGUAGAUGGUUUAGCUUACUCUCCACUCACUGAUCACUCAUGAUCGUCAUUGUUUUUGUAUCGCAAUUGCGCAUAUGAUUUACGUGACGAUUAACGCGGUCGAUUAGUCGCUAGAUAAAUCGAAAUACUACGCUUAUAAACAAAAACUUGUAAUCGAUGAAGGAAAAUGUUUUAAUUUUCGAGUCGUUACCUACUAGCGAGCGAACUCUUAGAAAAAUGAAAAACGAGAGUGAAAAAAAUCGCCGCGGGGACAUACAGGAGUCUAUCCUUGCGGUUCUACGUCCCUUCGAUCUGUGAAUACUAACGGCACAAUAACGACGAUAUUGUUUUUCUAUUGGAUUGGCGCAGUGUCUCAGUGUGCUUUGUCAUUGUGUAACAUUAUAUAUGAUACGAAAAGACCCAAAAAUUACUCGUUAUACGGCAGUACGGGAAAACGUAAGACAUUCGCCACGAGAACCUAUUGGAAAUUUGAGAGCACAGCUUUACGACGAUUGCUAAUAUUUGAGACGAAAGUCAGAAGGUAAAAACUAUACUGUGUACUAACAAUAUUCCAAGAAGGACCUCGCCAAGUCUCCGGAACAUUGUAGCGAUUUCGUCGUAAAGAAUGCGAUUGUGAAGCGUGAGUCGGAUGUAAAAU
Messenger RNA from Acromyrmex echinatior (Panamanian leafcutter ant), 5841 nucleotides. It is a transcript of the gene Dgk, whose product is annotated as diacyl glycerol kinase 1. Gene Ontology annotation, cellular component: plasma membrane. The record is from RefSeq and is a predicted model, not a curated record. Gene Ontology annotation, biological process: phospholipase C-activating G protein-coupled receptor signaling pathway. Gene Ontology annotation, molecular function: ATP-dependent diacylglycerol kinase activity; calcium ion binding. Lineage: Eukaryota; Metazoa; Arthropoda; Insecta; Hymenoptera; Formicidae.